This is a messenger RNA of Macaca mulatta (Rhesus monkey), 3663 nucleotides long. It is a transcript of the gene ADAMTSL2, whose product is annotated as ADAMTS like 2. The record is from RefSeq and is a predicted model, not a curated record. NCBI's taxonomy places the organism in Eukaryota, Metazoa, Chordata, Mammalia, Primates, Cercopithecidae. Gene Ontology annotation, biological process: extracellular matrix organization. Gene Ontology annotation, cellular component: extracellular matrix.
GGAAGGGGAGAGGGAGGCCGGGCCGCAGCCUCUGCACUCACGCCGCCCCCGCACGCACAGCGCACCUGGCGCCGUCUGCCCUCCGCAGCGCUCGCCCCUUUCUCUGGGAGGACAACCUGCUGACCCGAAGCCAGGAUGGACGGCAGAUGGCAAUGUUCCUGCUGGACCUGGUCCCUGCUGGUUCUGGCAGUUGUGGCUGGGGACACAGUGUCAACCGGGUCCACGGACAAUAGCCCGACGUCCAAUAGCCUGGAGGGGGACACCGAUGCCACGGCCUUCUGGUGGGGGGAGUGGACCAAGUGGACGGCGUGCUCCCGCAGUUGCGGAGGUGGGGUGACAUCCCAGGAGCGGCACUGCCUGAAGCAGAGGAGGAAGUCCGCCCCAGGCCCCAGGAACAGGACCUGCACGGGCACGUCUAAGCGGUACCAGCUCUGCAGAGUGCAGGAGUGUCCGCCGGACGGGAGGAGCUUCCGCGAGGAGCAGUGCGUCUCCUUCAACUCCCACGUGUACAACGGGCGGACGCACCAGUGGAAGCCUCUGUACCCGGAUGACUAUGUCCACAUCUCCAGCAAACCGUGUGACCUGCACUGCACCACCGUGGACGGCCAGCGGCAGCUCAUGGUGCCCGCCCGCGACGGCACGUCCUGCAAGCUCACCGACCUGCGAGGGGUUUGCGUGUCUGGAAAAUGUGAGCCCAUCGGCUGUGACGGGGUGCUUUUCUCCACCCACACACUGGACAAGUGCGGCGUCUGCCAGGGGGACGGUAGCAGCUGCACCCACGUGACGGGCAACUAUCGCAAAGGGAACACCCACCUCGGUUACUCUCUGGUGACCCACAUCCCGGCUGGCGCCCGAGACAUCCAGAUUGUAGAGAGGAAGAAGUCUGCUGACGUGCUAGCUCUUGCAGACGAAGCUGGCUACUACUUCUUCAACGGCAACUACAAGGUGGACAGCCCCAAGAACUUCAACAUCGCAGGCACCGUGGUCAAGUACCGGCGGCCCAUGGAUGUCUAUGAGACCGGAAUCGAGUACAUCGUGGCACAGGGACCCACCAACCAGGGCCUGAACGUCAUGGUGUGGAACCAGAAUGGCAAAAGCCCCUCCAUCACCUUUGAGUACACGCUGCUGCAGCCACCGCACGAGCCGCACGAGCGCCGCCCCCAGCCGGUCUACUACGGCUUCUCCGAGCCCGCCUCCGAGAGCGCUGAGAGCCAGGGCCUGGACGGGGCCGGGCUGAUGGGCUUCGUCCCACACAACGGCUCCCUCUACGGCCAAGCCUCCUCAGAGCGGCUGGGCCUGGACAACCGGCUGUUCGGCCACCCGGGCCUGGACAUGGAGCUGGGCCCGAGUCAGGGCCAGGAGACCAACGAGGUGUGCGAGCAGGCCGGCGGCGGGGCCUGCGAGGGGCCCCCCAGGGGCAAGGGCUUCCGAGAUCUCAACAUCACAGGGACUCCUCUCGCCGGGGACAAGGAUGACCAAGAGGUUGACACCCACUUCGCCUCCCAGGAGUUCUUCUCGGCUAAUGCCAUCUCCGACCAGCUGCUGGGCACAGGCUCUGACUUGAAGGACUUCACCCUCAAUGAGACUGUGAACAGCAUCUUUGCGCAGGGUGCUCCGAGGAGCUCCCUGGCCGAGAGCUUCUUCGUGGACUAUGAGGAGAACGAGGGGGCUGGUGCUUACCUGCUCAACGGGUCCUACCUGGAGCUGAGCAGCGACAGGGUUGCCAACAGCUCCGCCGAGGCCCCGUUCCCCAACGUCAGCACCAGCCUGCCCACCUCGGCCGGGAACAGGACUCACAAGGCCAGGACCAGGCCCAAGGCGCGCAAGCAAGGCGUGAGUCCCGCGGACAUGUACCGGUGGAAGCUCUCAUCCCAUGAGCCCUGCAGUGCCACCUGCACCACAGGGGUCAUGUCUACGUACGCCAUGUGUGUCCGCUACGAUGGGGUCGAGGUGGAUGACAGCUAUUGCGAUGCCCUGACUCGUCCCGAGCCUGUACACGAGUUCUGCGCCGGGAGGGAGUGCCAGCCCAGGUGGGAGACGAGCAGCUGGAGCGAGUGUUCGCGCACCUGCGGAGAGGGCUACCAGUUCCGCGUCGUGCGCUGCUGGAAGAUGCUCUCGCCCGGCUUCGACAGCUCCGUGUACAGCGACCUGUGUGAGGCAGCCGAGGCCGUGCGGCCUGAGGAACGAAAGACCUGCCGGAACCCCGCCUGCGGGCCCCAGUGGGAGAUGUCAGAGUGGUCCGAGUGCACUGCCAAGUGUGGGGAGCGCAGUGUGGUGACCAGGGACAUCCGCUGCUCAGAGGAUGAGAAGCUGUGUGACCCCAACACCAGGCCUGUAGGGGAGAAGAACUGCACGGGCCCGCCCUGUGACCGGCAGUGGACUGUCUCCGAUUGGGGACCGUGCAGUGGAAGCUGCGGGCAAGGCCGCACCAUCAGGCACGUGUACUGCAAGACCAGCGACGGACGAGUGGUACCUGAGUCCCAGUGCCAGAUGGAGACCAAGCCUCUGGCCAUCCACCCCUGUGGGGACAAAAACUGUCCCGCCCACUGGCUGGCCCAGGACUGGGAGCGGUGCAACACCACCUGUGGGCGCGGGGUCAAGAAGCGGCUGGUGCUCUGCAUGGAGCUGGCCAACGGGAAGCCGCAGACGCGCAGCGGCCCCGAGUGUGGGCUCGCCAAGAAGCCUCCCGAGGAGAGCACGUGUUUCGAGAGGCCCUGCUUCAAGUGGUACACCAGCCCGUGGUCAGAGUGCACCAAGACCUGCGGGGUGGGUGUGAGGAUGCGAGAUGUCAAGUGCUACCAGGGGACCGACAUUGUCCGUGGUUGCGAUCCACUGGUGAAACCUGUUGGCAGACAGGCCUGUGAUCUGCAGCCCUGCCCCACGGAGCCCCCAGAUGACAGCUGCCAGGACCAGCCAGGUACCAACUGUGCCCUGGCCAUCAAGGUGAACCUCUGCGGGCACUGGUACUACAGCAAGGCGUGCUGCCGCUCCUGCAGGCCCCCCCACUCCUAGGCCCGGCAGCUGCAGCCCCUUCCAGACGAAGACCCAGCGCCCCUCCUGGGGCUGCUGCAGCUUCUGGGGCCUCCACAGACCCCCCUCCUGCAGGGCAUGCUGGCCUGAGACGUGGCACUGAGUCUCGGCUGUCAAGAGGGGACUUCCCACGGCCCAUGGACUUUUGGGCUCCUGGGGCAGAGACUCCGGCACCCACUGGCCUCCCCCAGACAGGGCCACCCGUGCCGUGGGAACCUGUCUGUGUUCCUGUGUGGAUCCUGUGUGUGUGGCUCCCACUCCCCAGCCCCCAGCAGCCCCCAGCCGAGGGGCCCGAGGCCCACAGCCAGCAGUGGAGGUGUCUUGCCCCGGGCCGGCAGCCCACGCCCUCUCUAGGUGGCAGGGCCUUCUCAAGGAAACUUGCAGGCGAGCCCAAUGUGGGGGGAGCCUCCCUCCCUCGGAGACCACAGGGUGAGAGGGACACAGGCAGCCAAGGAGGCCCAGGCGUGCUCCCUCCUAUAGAGCCCCUCCCGUGGAGCUCUCUUCCCGCCGCACUUUCUACCCCGGGCAGAGGCGCUUGCCCACGGGACGUUUGGGGAUGGUCCGCGGGCCCCGCCCCUGCAGUCAUCGUCAGUGCUCAUCUACGUUAAUAAAGUGGUCCUAUUUAUGGUGGCA